This is a messenger RNA of Sesamum indicum (sesame), 4269 nucleotides long. The record is from RefSeq and is a predicted model, not a curated record. NCBI's taxonomy places the organism in Eukaryota, Viridiplantae, Streptophyta, Magnoliopsida, Lamiales, Pedaliaceae.
GUAUAUGUUGUAUGACUGUAUAUAUAUACAACCUUUCACAUUGACUCUGGACUCUUUAACUCUCUUGUACUUGUGUAUAUAACUUGAUUGGGGGCUGAGCUUUUGGUUCCCAUUUGGAUACAAGGUCCAUUGCCAGCAAUGGGCUAUUCGCAGAGGAGGAAAAUGAGGGUCUUCCAGCGUUCUGUGUUUACGGUGUUUUUUGUGGUGGUCGUGGCGGCGGCUAUGGUGAAUGGGGAGCGGUCUGAUACGAGGUUUCUGUUGACGAGUAACGACACUGGGGGACAAAGACAUUCCGAAGAUUACUGUGCCAUGUACGACAUUUGUGGAGCGCGAAGUGAUGGUAAAGUGCUGAAUUGCCCUGUUGGUUCCCCGGCCGUCAAGCCCGAUGAAUUGCUAUCAGCAAAGAUUCAAAGUUUGUGCCCCACAAUUACCGGAAAUGUGUGUUGUACAGAGGCACAGUUCAAUACAUUGCGAACACAAGUUCAGCAAGCAAUUCCUUUCCUUGUAGGUUGUCCAGCAUGCUUGAGAAAUUUCUUGAAUCUAUUCUGUGAGCUUACAUGUUCUCCUAAUCAGAGUCAGUUUAUUAAUGUGACUUCUAUUGCCAAGGUUGGUAGCAAUUUGACUGUUGAUGGAAUCGACUUUUACAUAACUGACACUUUUGGUCAGGGAAUGUUUGAAUCCUGCAAAGAUGUAAAAUUUGGUACAAUGAAUACUCGAGCCAUAGAAUUUAUUGGUGCUGGUGCCAAAAAUUUCAGAGAAUGGUAUGCAUUUAUCGGUAGACGGGCAGGGCUUGGGGUACCAGGAUCACCAUAUGCUAUCAACUUUUUGCCAUCUGCCCCAGAGUCAUCAGGAAUGAUACCUAUGAAUGUGUCCACAUAUUCAUGUGGGGACACUUCUUUAGGCUGCUCAUGUGGUGAUUGUCCUGCUUCUGCAGUCUGUUCAAAUUCUGCUCUUCCUCCUCCUCCCAAGAAAGGUUCUUGUUCAGUGAGAAUAGGUUCUCUAAAGGCAAAAUGUGUUGAGGUUGCAGUAGCAAUACUGUACAUUAUACUCGUCUCUGUAUUUCUCGGCUGGGGUUUUGUCCACAGGAAAAGGAACAGGAGUCCUGCAUCUAGAACCAAGCCAUUAGUUAAUGUCCCUAAUGGUGGCAUCAUUCGCCGUGCAAACAGUCAAAAGGAUGAGAAUAUCCCAAUGCAGAUGCUUGAGGAUGUUCCCCAAAUUACCAAUGGUGUACAGCUUUCUAUUGUUCAAGGGUAUAUGUCAAAGUUUUACAGGAGAUACGGAACGUGGGUGGCAAGAAAUCCAAUCCUUGUAUUAUGCUCCUCAGUUGGCAUCGUUUUAGUGCUUUGCUUAGGUCUAAUUCGUUUCCAAGUGGAGACAAGGCCUGAGAAGUUAUGGGUAGGCCCUGGAAGUAGAGCUGCCAAAGAGAAACAAUUUUUCGACAGUCAUCUUGCUCCUUUUUACCGGAUUGAGCAGCUCAUAAUUGCAACAAUUCCAGACACUGUGCAUGGAAAAGCACCUAGCAUUGUGACAGAUAGCAAUAUCAAUUUAUUAUUUGAUAUCCAGAAAAAGGUGGAUGCUAUCAGAGCUAAUUACUCGGGUUUGAUGAUAUCUCUUACUGACAUUUGCAUGAAGCCACUUGGCAAUGAUUGUGCGACUCAAAGUGUUCUUCAGUAUUUCAAGAUGGAUCAGCAAAAUUAUGACAGCUUUGGGGGUCUUGAACACGUUGAAUACUGUUUUCAGCAUUAUACCUCAGCAGAUACAUGUGCCAGUGCAUUUAAAGCCCCGCUUGAUCCAAGCACUGCUCUUGGUGGUUUCUCUGGAAAUAACUAUUCUGAGGCUUCUGCAUUCAUUGUGACUUAUCCUGUUAACAAUGAAAUUGAUGAAGAAGGAAAUGGUACCAAGAGGGCAGUGGCAUGGGAGAAAGCCUUUAUUCAGCUAGCAAAGGAGGAGCUCUUGCCAAUGGUGCAAUCCAGGAAUUUAACACUCGCAUUUUCAUCAGAAAGCUCUGUUGAGGAAGAAUUAAAAAGAGAAAGUACUGCAGAUGCUAUCACUAUUUUGAUAAGCUAUCUUGUCAUGUUUGCUUACAUAUCCUUGACUCUGGGAGAUGCUCCUCGUUUCUCUUCCUAUUAUAUCUCCUCUAAGGUAUUGCUUGGCCUAUCAGGGGUUGUUCUUGUCAUGUUAUCCGUACUUGGAUCAGUUGGAUUCUUCAGUGCAAUUGGAGUCAAAUCAACACUAAUAAUAAUGGAAGUCAUUCCUUUUCUUGUAUUGGCAGUUGGAGUAGACAACAUGUGCAUAUUGGUUCAUGCAGUAAAGCGACAACAGGUAGAACUGCCUAUAGAGGGACGGAUUAGUAAUGCACUUGUAGAAGUUGGGCCUUCUAUAACCCUAGCUAGUCUGGCGGAGGUCUUGGCAUUUGCAGUUGGGAGUUUCAUCCCUAUGCCAGCUUGCCGUGUCUUUUCCAUGUUUGCAGCACUGGCUGUUCUCUUGGAUUUCCUACUUCAAGUCACUGCAUUUGUUGCCUUAAUUGUUUUUGACUUCCUAAGAGCUGAGGAUAACAGGAUCGAUUGUUUUCCUUGUAUCAAAGUAUCUGGUUCGAAUGCGGAGCUGGAGAAAGGCAGCCAUCAGCAGAAACUCGGAUUGCUUGCUCGAUAUAUGAAGGAAAUUCAUGCUCCCAUUCUGAACCUUUGGGGUGUAAAACUGCUGGUUGUCUGUGCUUUUAGUGCAUUUGCGCUGGCAAGCAUAGCGUUAUGUCCAAGAAUUGAACCUGGUUUAGAACAGCAAAUUGUUCUUCCUCGAGACUCGUAUCUUCAGGGUUACUUUAAUAAUCUCGCUGAAUAUCUAAGAAUUGGUCCGCCACUCUACUUUGUGGUGCAAAACUACAAUUUCAGUUCAGAAUCAAGACAAACAAACCAGCUCUGUUCCAUCAGUCAGUGUGAUUCCAAUUCUCUUCUAAAUGAGAUUGCAAGAGCAUCCUUAGUACCAGAGUCGAGUUAUAUAGCUAAACCUGCAGCUUCAUGGCUUGAUGAUUUUCUUGUUUGGCUCUCUCCUGAAGCUUUUGGGUGUUGUCGAAAAUUCACAAACGGGAGCUACUGUCCUCCUGACGAUCAGCCUCCUUGUUGUUCGUCAAGUAGUGGUUCUUGUGGACUCAGCUCAGUGUGCAAGGACUGUACAACGUGUUUCCGACACUCAGAGUUACAAAACGAUCGUCCAUCCACUGAACAAUUCAGGGAAAAGCUGCCAUGGUUCCUUAGUGCUUUACCUUCCGCUGAUUGUGCUAAAGGUGGAAAUGGGGCGUAUACAAGCAGCGUCGAACUCAAAGGCUAUGAGGAUGGAAUAAUACGAGCAUCAGCAUUUCGGACAUACCACACUCCCCUUAACAAACAGAUUGACUACGUAAACUCAAUGCGGGCUGCACGAGAUUUUAGUUCGAAAAUGUCUGAAUCUUUAAAGAUUGAUGUCUUUCCAUAUGCCGUCUUUUAUAUGUUCUUCGAGCAGUACCUUAAUAUAUGGAAGACAGCUCUGAUCAACCUCGCUAUAGCUAUUGGUGCAGUUUUUGUUGUUUGCUUGGUUAUCACAUGCAGUUUCUGGACUUCAGCAAUAAUUCUACUCGUUUUAGUGAUGAUCGUUGUGGAUCUUUUGGGUAUAAUGGCAAUCCUAAAUAUCCAACUGAACGCGUUGUCCGUUGUGAACCUCGUGAUGUCGGUGGGUAUCGCCGUUGAGUUCUGUGUGCAUAUCACUCAUGCUUUCUUGGUGAGCAGCGGAGAUAGGAAUCAACGGAUGAAAGAAGCUCUGACAACCAUGGGGGCUUCAGUAUUCAGUGGAAUCACACUAACAAAGCUUGUUGGAGUGCUUGUUUUGUGCUUUUCGAGGACAGAAGUUUUUGUGGUUUACUAUUUCAAAAUGUAUCUUUCAUUGGUGCUUCUUGGUUUCUUGCACGGCCUCGUCUUUUUACCUGUGAUAUUGAGCAUGUUUGGUCCACCAUCGAGGUGUGUGCUAAUAGAGAAGCAAGAUGACCGGCCGUCUACAUCGUCGCAGUUUUAGUUUAUUGUUGAUGCAUUAAAAAAAUUUCUUUUUUGUUAUAUUUAAUUUUGAUAGGGAUCACAGUUUUCAUUUUCCUCCUCUUAAAUUUUUCAUAGAUAGGUAAACUUGGAUGUAGAAAUAGGUAGAAAUCUACUUAGUUGUGAUAAUUAUGUCGUGCAAUUGUAAAGUUGAUUUGCCAUUCUUCCUUUGAGAAAUAUGUAGGAGGAAAACCAUAUCUACUUACUUAUA